CCCUUGAACACUGAAAAGAACCCAAAGGAAACAAUCAAAGUUGUAUCUUUGAGAAGUGGCAAAACAUUGGCUGAUCCAGUGGUGAAAGCUAGACCCGAGGUGGUGAACAAGCAGGUAGAGAUACGAGCAAAAACAAAAGGUGAAGAGCAGCAAGGCCAUAGUAGUGGAGUACAAAAGGAGAUUGAAGAAAGUAGACAUAUGCCAACUCUACCAUUCCCCCAAAAGAUGAAGCGGGAGAAACUUGACAAAUGUUUUGGGCGAUUGUUGGAGAUUCUCAAGCAACUUUAUGUGAACUUUCCCUUCAUAGAGGUACUCACUCAGAUGGCGGCCUAUGCAAAGUUCUUGAAGAAAAUCCUGUCUAGCAAGAGAAAAUUAAAGGAAACAACAAUGGUCAUGCUAAAUGCCCAUUGCAGUGCCAUAUUGCAAAAUAAAAUUCCCCAAAAGUGUGGGGACCCAGGUAGCUUCAUCAUACCAUGCUCGUUGGGGAGUGAAACAUUCGACAAGUCCCUCUGUGAUUCUGGUGUGUCGAUAAAUCUAAUGCCUCUGUCUAUAUUCAGGAGACUAGAUGGUGAGCUCGGAGUGAUCAAAUCAAUACCAGUGUCCCUACAACUUGUUGACCAAACCACCAUUCUACCUGAGGAAAUCAUUGAGGAUAUUCUAGUGCGGGUGGAUAAGUUUAUGUUCCCUAUAGACUUUAUUGUAGUGGAUAUGGAGGUGAAGAAGGAGGUGCCUCUAAUUCUAGGGAGACCAUUCUUAUUUACAGGCAGAGUUAUCCUUGAUAUCUAUGAAGGGCAGCUUAUGCUUAGAGUGGGCAAUGAAAAAGUGGUGUUUCAGAUGAAGAGGAUGAUAAAAUACCCCAGUGAUGAGGCAUCUGCCUACUCAUGUUUCAAGUUGGAUGUUGUUGGAGAAUUGGCUGAAAAAUACAAGUUUGACAAGCUUAUGGGGGAUACUCUAGAGAGGUGUAUUACUCAGUUUAGCACAAUGGAGGAUGAAGAUCAUGAAGUAAAGAAAGAGGCUGAAGCUAUUGAAACUGAAGAUCAACUGGUUGAUGAGGAGGAACUAAAAAAAGAGGCUUCUAAGCCUAAUGUGGAAUUGAAAGUCAUCCGCACUCACUAA
This is a messenger RNA of Nicotiana tabacum (common tobacco), 1116 nucleotides long. The record is from RefSeq and is a predicted model, not a curated record. Lineage: Eukaryota; Viridiplantae; Streptophyta; Magnoliopsida; Solanales; Solanaceae.